Molecule: messenger RNA, 507 nt
Organism: Penicillium malachiteum
Lineage: Eukaryota; Fungi; Ascomycota; Eurotiomycetes; Eurotiales; Aspergillaceae
Exons: 3
Coding region: 1-507 (168 amino acids)
Source: RefSeq, a predicted model, not a curated record
AUGGCAGCUGUACGACUACGAAAAGCUUUUCGCUAUCCUGAAGAUUCAGAUGAGAAUGAACGUCCAGAACUCGAUGAGGAGGAACAGGAGCGUGUGAUCGAGCAAUUACAGCGCCAGAAUGAUGUCCGCAAUGCUCAAUACAACCUCAUAUUUACUGCCAUUCCAUUGCUUUCUAUAACGGCUUUUAUCUCACCAUUAUGGAAUGCAUCUACUCUGGAUCGUCUCUGCUCUUUCUUAGGCAUUCUUUCUCUACUGGGAACCGCUUAUAUCAUGCGCCAGUUUCCUCUUCAUCCAGAUCGAAAGGGUAAGAAACCUUUAUUUGUCGAUGAUGAGCAUUUGGUACUUGUUCGGAACUCUUUGAUCCCCGUUAAUUCUGGGCUUUGUGCACUGCUGGGAUUGUAUUUCUUUUUCGGCGCUGGUUCUACACACUGGCCUGCAGUGGAGGUUAUGCGUGAGGUGGAUCUCUCAGCUCUUAAGGAUCUUCAAUACGACCACAAGGGUGCCUAA